Molecule: messenger RNA, 929 nt
Organism: Pseudoliparis swirei
Lineage: Eukaryota; Metazoa; Chordata; Actinopteri; Perciformes; Liparidae
Gene: gtpbp8
Product: GTP binding protein 8 (putative)
Exons: 2
Coding region: 615-854 (79 amino acids)
Cellular component (GO): mitochondrion
Source: RefSeq, a predicted model, not a curated record
AAUUCUUCAUGCUCCCCGGUUAUUGAACAUUUUGACCAUUAGUGAGGCUGUGACGGUCCCACUUUGAACAAUGAUGAACUCUCCCUGCUGAAAGGCAGAGGGAGCGUGAAGGAAUGACCUGAACACUCUUUAAGGUUGAGUAUUUCUCUACAUUUAGCAAACAUUGUCAACCUUCCUGGGUAUUGAGGAGCAGCAGCUGUUAGUUGAUGUAACCUACUGUGUAUGUUUACUGCCACCUUAUAGGCAUCAGUUUAGAUGAAAAACAAUAUGAGGAAUGCUCCUGGAACAACUCCUGUAGCGGAAACCAGAUCCCUGACUGGAGCCAUUGUUGAUCCGUUGUAGCCCCUCCCCCCGCCGGUUAGAGGAGAGCAUCCGCAGCCAAUGGUGCUGUCCAGUCGAAAAGGGCAAACGGUGUGAAUCGCCGUGGUUACCGUGUUAGUUCGUUGAGCCUGUAGUUCUAAACGGGGAAAAAUGAGGACGAUGGAGCCAGUAGUUUGUGAGAUGAACUGUGGACAGACGGACAGACGCACACGAGUCAACCAUGUCAUCUCCUGGCGGAGGUUCGAGUUACGUCGUGGUGAUUAUGGGAUGCGAUGUGACGGACGAGGCUCACGAUGCUGCCUGUGAUGAAUUGUGUGUUGCAGAUGGUGCUGACUAAGAUCGAUAGAGGUGGAACCGGAACGCUGCUGACCAACCUGAUGGACAUUCAGGACGUCGUCAGGACACAGACCUCAAGCUGCUUCCCCCAGCCGCUCCUGGUCAGCUCCCUCCACUUCUGGGGCAUCUACCUCCUGCGAUGCUUCAUCGCUCACGUGACGGGCAGCAUCAGGUUGACGGACACGUCUCCCAGCUGACCCCGGACACACACACACCCACCCACAAUGCAACUGCUCCACAGGCCUUUAUUUUCUAAUAAAAUGUAAAAACAC